AUGAAAAAUAGAAAAGAGACCACUGACGAAAUCGCAGAGUUGAUCUGGGCUUUUAAAACGUUUGAUAGAGACGGAAAUGGAUUUCUUGAUCCUAAAGAAUUGCGGAUCGCCUUGAAGCAUCUCGGUGAACCAAUGACAGAGGAGGAAGUAAACGAAUUGAUAAAAACAGCGGACAAAAAUAGUGAUGGGUUAAUCGAUUUAAAUGAAUUAAGAGAAAUCUUCAUCAGCUUUGACAAAGACGGUGACGGUACCAUACCAAGCAAAGACCUUAUUCUUGUGCUUCGGUCUUACCAUAUGAACCCGACUGAAAACGAAAUUAAAGAAAUGUUAAAAGUGGCCGACCGUGAUGGAAACGGUAAAAUUGAAUUUGAGGAGUUCGCCCACCUCGUGAAAAUGCGUUUGUCAGCUGUAAAUGAAACUGAGGAGCUAAUGCAAGCUUUCAAAGUUUUCGAUAAAGAUGGAAAUGGAUACUUGGACGAAGAUGAAUUGUUUGAAUUGUUCCCAAAUGAAGACAUUGAAAAAGUAAUGAAAAUGGUAGAUACAGACGGUGAUGGGAAAAUCGACUACCGUGAUCCUCUUAAAGAGAUAUUCGAUAAGUUCGAUGUAAAGGGCGAUGGUACCAUACCAUGCACCGAGCUCAUCAAUGUCAUGAGGCAUUUUGGCACAAACCCUACCGAACAAGAAGUAAAGGAAAUGUUAGAUGAAGCAGGCAUUGAUAGUAAUGGCGUUCUGAAAUACGAAGAGCUCGUUGCAAUAAUACAGCGGACCAAUAAAGAAAAAGACCAUGAAAAUUUAAAGGAAGCAUUUAAAAUGUUCGAUAAGGACGGAGAUGGCACAAUUGAUCCCAAAGAGCUGAGAACAGCGUUGCAGAGUACCGGAGAUAAACUGACUGAAAAGGAAGUGGACGAAAUGAUGCGGGAAGCGGACAUCAACAAUGACGGCAAAAUUGAUUUUCAAGAAUUCGUCAUAAUGAUGACCUCUUAA
This is a messenger RNA of Ylistrum balloti, 984 nucleotides long. RefSeq lists its product as uncharacterized. Gene Ontology annotation, molecular function: calcium ion binding; enzyme regulator activity. The record is from RefSeq and is a predicted model, not a curated record. The transcript is spliced from 6 exons. The coding region runs from base 1 to 984 and encodes 327 amino acids. NCBI's taxonomy places the organism in Eukaryota, Metazoa, Mollusca, Bivalvia, Pectinida, Pectinidae.